Molecule: messenger RNA, 714 nt
Organism: Carlito syrichta (Philippine tarsier)
Lineage: Eukaryota; Metazoa; Chordata; Mammalia; Primates; Tarsiidae
Gene: CUNHXorf65
Product: chromosome unknown CXorf65 homolog
Exons: 6
Coding region: 190-714 (174 amino acids)
Source: RefSeq, a predicted model, not a curated record
GGUUAUCCACAACUGCCCAUAGCUCUCUCUCCUGCCUGCCCAGUCUGGGCCUCCUCAGCCUAUGAGAUCCAUCCGCCUCUCCAGGCCCCCAACCCCAUGGGCCUACUUGGUCCUCCAAGGCCUGUAGAAUACUCUCCUUCCACAUGACUCUUCAGGGUACCCUCUGAAGAGUGAGGCAAUCUUGAGAGCAUGUUCAUCUUCAUCAAACAUGGAGAUAAUCAGCAGUUUCUGGUCAGUACCAAUUGCUCUGUCCUCCUGUUGCUGCAUUACAUCCGCAGUAAAUUAAGGUUGUUUAAAACAGACACUAUCGAUUUAUGUGAUGAAAAGGGGACAAUGAAGUUGUUUUUCCUGAUGAAGACCCCUGGAGACUAUGCCAGCAAAUUCCUUACACCUCGAAGUACCUACUACGUUUGUAGGGUGGACCGUGGGGCACCAGGAACCAGAAUUGAGAAUUCCUACAGAGCUUUUGUGCCUCUCCUGAAGCAUCCAGAGCCCGAGCUAAUUGAUGCACUGCGCACACAAUGUGAUCUCCUGGAGAGGAGCCGAGUGAAGUUGCUUAGAAUCCAAGAAGCUAAGAAGGUCGUUCCAGUUGAAUCCUCGGUGACCCUCCAAUUCAAAUCAUCAGGAAGAUCGGAGGAAGAGGGGCCUACUCGCAGGGGUCCGCUCUUUAAGACCAGAGCAGACUUUCUCAGUAGGAGGGAUAGACAUCGCUAA